UGCUUAUCCUCCCAUUUUUAAACGCCACAGCCGGAAACUUCUGUACCAGAUUUUUUCUCUAUCUCCAAAUUUCAUUUUGUUCAAGAAAAUUUUUGUUCAUUUCUUGAGGUCGAUUGAGAUUCGAAGAUUCUGAUUGCUAUCUUCUGACGAGAAGCUCAAACUUUAGGGUUUCUGAUUUUUCUUUACUUAAAAAUUUCGAGAGAUUCUGCGAUGUCUAGCUCUAGAAAGCAAGGAUUAUGUGAUGAUUGCACCGAAGGAUCCAACGGCGAUGAUUUCGAUGAAUCGUUAUCUGUUUCAAGCGGUGCUGAGUCUUCUACCGUUGGAUCUGGUAGCGUUUCGCCAGGGAGAACUGAAAUUGGGUUAACGGAGCGGUUGGCGGACAUCCUUGUGGAUGAAGGAGAUGGAGAUCUGCUGCUUCAACGGAGCGAUCGUGAAGAUAGGGUUUUGCAAUGGCUGCAAGCUUUAGAUAUGCAGGUAAUGGGGGCGUGUAGAGCUGAUGAGAGGUUGAAGCCGUUGUUGAAGCUGAAUGCUUCUAGUGGUAUGGCUGAAGAUCGACUUUUGGCCCAUCUGAGUCGGCACUUCGAGCCAUCAGAAGUAGGCAUGCUUGCUAGAUGUUUCUGUAUACCUCUCGUUUCAAUUCGCGUUGGCAAGAUUAACAAGCAGGGGACUCUAUUAUGCCCUACUGCUGCAAGGGGAAAUUUGAAUCUUACACUGUUGCCGACAUCUGAUUUGCGCCUCUCCUUCGUUGGAGAUGAUGGUAGUACAGAGAGACUCUUCACCCUAGGCAGUAAAGCACAGGGUCCUGUUGUCACAGUUGAAGAGAUCUCUGCAGACAGUUCCGGCAGAUCUUUCCUGGUAAAGAUAGAAGACGAUAGAGAUUUCUACUUCUGGUGCUCAGAGAAAUCAAAGCUUUUAGGGAUGGAAUUGCUGUCAAAGAUAAAGGAUAUACUCAAGAGGAGACCAUCAAUAGCAGAUUUAACUGGUAUUAGUAAGUCACGUCUUGAUUGCUUUGCUACACACCUCCGCACCUAUCUUGUUGGAAGCAUCCGAGAAAAUGCUGUAUGCUUUCCUGCCACUUCAUUGGGCACCAAUCUUGACCUCGCUGAUGGUACAUCUUCUAUAUCAUCUAAGUCUCUGCGUUCCCGACACGUUGGCAGUCAGGCUGUAAAGGCAAAUUCAUCUUAUCAAGGAAGCCUCAGUCCUAGAUCAAGUUCCUUCAAAGAGGGUGUUCCCAGAAGCUUGUCUUCUCUGAAAAAUGCUGCCCGGGAAAAGUUAAAGCGCCGUGGGGAUAGCCAUCUCUCAGCAGUUGAUGACCUGAUGAUUACAUUCCCCCGUAACAAUGAUGCAUCAAGCUGUAUUCAGUUGGAAAAUGAAAGACUCGCCGUAAUUAAUAGUUGCCCUGUAGCACCAUCAAGUUUUCUUGAAUCACUAGGGAAAUUGGCGAUCUCUCCAUCUCUAACUUCAGCACCGCAUGUUAUGCCCUCAAUUCCACCUCUCAUUUCUCCAUACUAUUGUUGGUGCCCCCAAGGUGCAUCAACUUUGCAACGUCCUUCAGCAUCUCCACAAUUCACUACAUCAUCAACUGAAUCCCCCUUGCUUCCACCACUGUCUUCAUUAUUGUCGGCCGCUCGGCCUUCUGGCCUGUUAACUCCAACACCAUCCCUUAGUUUAGCUGAAAUUCCCUCGUUGGAUUUUCCUGCUUUGCUGCCAGACCCAUUGUUAAGAUUGCCAAUGCCUGGUUCGCAGCAGAUCCCAACCUUCACGCCUUUAAUUUGCGAUCCAAUUGUUCAUAUUCCAGUAAUUGAUGUCUGCUCUUCGGGGCAAGGUUAUCUGGUGAGUGCUGGUCCUGCUAUUUCAAGUUCUAUACCACCAUUGCACCCUCAGCUUGUGAAUCCAUUGAUUCCCGAAACUGACUCUAUGCUAGAGAAGGGUGCAAGGGAGACUCUGCGACUACUCAUUAGUAGUUCAGCCCAGGGUAACCCUCAGUUGAUGGAUGUUUUGCCUGCUGUGUUAACCAAUGAUGAUAAAAAGGGUCUACAUGCUACUGGGAGCCGAGGCCUGUAUGCUGGAUCCAGUGAUGUUAAUGCUAUUGCGAGUAGCAUGGCUGCCUUUAGCUUGGUCUCUCUGUCAGAGAGCACCAAAGGAGAUGGCGAUGCUAAGGUAAUUGGCAGCUGUGACAGUUUUGAUAGAAGUUUGCAAGAUGGACGUAGUGGCUUGGAUCGAUCAUGUUUUGAUGAUGAUAAUACUCGGUUUCCAAACAUGGAAGAAGGAAACCAUUGAAGCAGUAAACAUUUCUGUUUUGCUUUGUAGAUGAUCUGUUUUGUCCCUAUAAAAGUUGUAGAUAAUGAAUGCAGUUGCAGCGCUGGCUUUUGAAAUGUAAUUAAUGCUAAUACUGCCAAUUUAUAUAGGGCAUUCUUUAAUGUCUAUACCUUGAUUUUCCAGUUCUUGAUAGAAUGAACUUUCUAGUAAUUUUUGUGGUUAAAAGUUAAUAGAUGUAUUGUUUUUAGCA
Molecule: messenger RNA, 2509 nt
Organism: Jatropha curcas
Lineage: Eukaryota; Viridiplantae; Streptophyta; Magnoliopsida; Malpighiales; Euphorbiaceae
Product: flocculation protein
Source: RefSeq, a predicted model, not a curated record